Messenger RNA from Halichondria panicea, 1126 nucleotides. Its product is annotated as pyridoxal phosphate homeostasis protein-like. Gene Ontology annotation, molecular function: pyridoxal phosphate binding. Gene Ontology annotation, cellular component: intracellular anatomical structure. NCBI's taxonomy places the organism in Eukaryota, Metazoa, Porifera, Demospongiae, Suberitida, Halichondriidae. The transcript is spliced from 9 exons. The coding region runs from base 262 to 870 and encodes 202 amino acids. The record is from RefSeq and is a predicted model, not a curated record.
UGGAAAUUUUAAUCAACAUGGCUACAACAACUAUUUUUGUGAAGGAUUUGCCUCGUACACUCACCAAAGUUGGAGAGACGAUACUGGGAGCCUCGUCUUCGGUAGCGCGAGUAAUGGAUAGCAUUGACCGAGCAGCCAGAAAACAUAUCAGUUGGCAAACUAGAUUGAAUAUUCAAUCCCAGAAUUACUGCAGCAACUGUCUGUAAAAGUUGUGGUCGCACUACCCCAUUGUUGGUUGGUGCAAGCAAGAAACAGCCAGUGAUGAAAAUACAAUGGGCCUACAAUCAAGGGCUGAGACAUUUUGGAGAGAACUAUGUUCAAGAGCUGGAGAGCAAAGCAAGAUACUUACAUAAUCACACCAACUGUACGGAUAUCAAGUGGCACUUCAUUGGACACCUGCAAAGCAAGAAAGCAAAACUGCUAACAAACAUUCCUGGCAUGUGGAUGGUGGAGACUCUGGACAGUCUAAAGUUGGCCAACAAACUCAAUUCAUACUGGGGGCUCAGAGAGAAUGGCAGUCAUUUACUGAAGGUUCUUGUUCAGGUCAACACCAGCAAGGAAGAAUCCAAGCAUGGUUGUAUGCCUGAAGAGAGUGUGGACUUGGUCCAGUACGUGAUGGAGAAUUGUGAAAACUUGGACUUUAAAGGUCUCAUGACCAUAGGGCAGAUGGGUCACUCUUAUGAUGAGCGUGGGUCUAAUCCAGACUUUCUGCGGCUGGUUGAUUGUCAUGAUAAAGUCAAGAAGCUACUCAAAAUCCAUCGACCUCUUGAGUUGAGCAUGGGAAUGUCAGGAGACUAUGAACAUGCAAUUGAGCAUGGCAGUACAAGUGUAAGAGUGGGUACAGCACUGUUCGGGCCAAGAGACGAUUAAAGUGACUUGCAUUUUUUUUCCCAGUUUUUUUCCAUCGUGUUUCAGCAUUUUGCUGCCUCCUAAUCUUACUCGCACUAUUGUUUUCAGUAGCACUAUAUAGCCACAUUGGCGAACAUUUUCAGGGUGUGCCUUCAUUAGAGACUGCUAACUGUCUAAACCUAUGGUUUAACUGUAGUUUUUUUCUAAAUUGCAUAUUUGAUAUGCAUUACAUUUAAAUUUGUGUUGUACUAUAUAAAGUAUUAACUCAGUGAUUUUA